Molecule: messenger RNA, 1616 nt
Organism: Glossina fuscipes
Lineage: Eukaryota; Metazoa; Arthropoda; Insecta; Diptera; Glossinidae
Gene: Adk2
Product: adenosine kinase
Exons: 3
Coding region: 112-1188 (358 amino acids)
Biological process (GO): purine ribonucleoside salvage
Cellular component (GO): cytosol; nucleus
Molecular function (GO): adenosine kinase activity
Source: RefSeq, a predicted model, not a curated record
CCUUAGCACUACAAGUCGCGAUAAGACGGUAUCACUAAUUGUUUAUUCGAAACUAUAUAAAUUCAUGUAAACUUUAGUAUAACUAAAUGUGUAUUCUACGUUUGCCUGUUGAUGUUGAAUAAUGUUAAACUUUUCGGUAGAAAUUAUUUGAAAUUAAAAUGGAACACGGAACAUCUCUUGAUUGGCUGUGGCAAUCCUUUAUUAGAUAUAGUGGCCAGUGUCGAUAAGGAUUUACUGGAAAGGUACAAUUUAAAACCGAACGACGCAAUCUUAGCCAGAGAUGAGCACAUGCAUCUGUAUAAAGACCUUGACGAGAAAUAUAAUGCCGAUUAUAUGGCAGGCGGUUCGGUACAAAACACAUUGCGCGUGUGUCAGUGGAUUUUGGGAACCCCGAAAGUAGCCACAUUUUUUGGUUGUGUUGGUAAGGACGAUUACGCGAAAAUUUUGGAAAAAAAAGCCACCCAAGAUGGAUUAAAUGUGCGUUACCAAUAUACAAACGAGGCGCCCACCGGUACUUGCGCUGUACUAAUUACAGGUACUCACCGUUCUUUGUGUGCCCAUUUGGCAGCUGCUAAUCAUUUUACUAUUGACCAUUUACAAAAGCCGGACAGCCGCCAGUUAUUGGAAAGUGCUGACUAUUUCUACAUAUCGGGCUUUUUCCUUACCGUAAGUCCACCUAGCAUUAUAGAAAUAGCGCGGUAUGCGCACAAACGCAAACGCACAUUUAUGAUGAACUUAAGCGCUCCCUUUGUAUCGCAAUACUACAAAGAACAACUAAUGGCUGCCAUGGUCUAUGUAGAUAUACUUUUUGGCAAUGAGGAGGAAGUCGAAACGUUCGCUCGCGAACAUAGUUGGCAUGCUAAAGAUCGCAAGGAAAUUGGUCAAAAAUUAUUGAGUCUGCCUAAAGAGAAUUCUGAGCGCGAACGUAUUGUUAUUAUCACACAAGGCCACUACCCAGUACUACUCUUCCAGGGUAAUAAUAUUAAAGAGUUUCCCGUUCAACAAUUGAGUCGGGAACAACUUGUUGACACAAACGGUGCCGGGGACGCGUUCGUUGGCGGUUUUUUGGCUCAAUACAUAAAAAAGAAAUCCCUAGACGUUUGUGUGCGAUGCGGCAUUUGGGCUGCUUCACAGAUCAUACAACGCAGCGGCUGUACUUUUGAAGGCAAACCAAGUUUUCAAGAAUGAAAUCGCGAACACUAUAGCUUUUUAAUCUUUUAUAUUUUGAACACUUUUAAGAAUCGCUGCAAGCUCGUCUUAAACUUCGAAAAUGAUGACAUAGUCAUUAGGUAACAGUUGUUUGCAUUUCGCUUUAUAACAGGGUUAUCAGCGCCUCUAACUUUUUUUUUUUAACUUCCAAACUUAAUUAAUUGAUAUUUUUUCUUAAUUUGCUUUAAAUAAGUAAGAUGGUUGUAAUUAUUAAGUUUAUAGAAGGUAUUUAUUUUUGUUUUAACAGCACAUAAGUAAAUAAUAAAUUUGAGAUUUUUCCUUUUUUUCGGUUUUUAAAUAAGAAUUUUGCACAUACUAUGUAAAUAAUUGUGUUAUUUCUUAAAUAUUUUUUAAAGACAAAAAAAAGUAACGAUUUAAAAUAAACACAAUUACUUUUUUUGUUUUUU